Molecule: messenger RNA, 876 nt
Organism: Dracunculus medinensis (Guinea worm)
Lineage: Eukaryota; Metazoa; Nematoda; Chromadorea; Rhabditida; Dracunculidae
Source: the annotation of a GenBank genome assembly
AUGCAAAAAAUCCAAACAAAUAUUAUGAACAAAUUAAUUUGCAGGCGUAUAACGUUCAAUUAUUCAUUUUUAUCCGAAACAAUUCUUUUCAAUGUAGGCGCUAAAGAUCUGCAGACGUCUCAUGCAAAAAUCAACUUGACAUUUGCAGUUGAUAUACUUCAUUUCGAUGGUAAUGGUUGUAUUCUUGCUCGAUAUCGACUAGUAAAAUGUAUUUCUGGGCCAUGCCAUUAUCGAAUGCCCAGUGUUUAUGUUAAAUUCCUUCAAGGUAAAAGUAAUCUCGAAGAAAUUUUCGGAUCUAAAGGGGAUGAAAAUUAUUCAUGGAAUCCUCUUUUCGGUAUUGUAAGCUCAAUCUAUACGACCGAAAUUUAUGACCAUGGUGAUAAACAAAUUGUUAUGACACCAUAUGGAAUUUGCCGCAUUCGUUUUACGAAGCCAGCGGAUAAAUUAUUUAGAAGACGACUAGAUCGAUGUCGGUUGGAAACUACGAGGAAUCAUUCAUUUAUUCCUGCGUUGAAUACGCUAUCAUACAAUCAAAAUGUGAGCGAUAAUUGUUAUGCCAAUCUACAACUUCGUAUUUUAAAUAAUCGACUUCCGAUUUUCAAACUAUUUGAAGGAACGAACGAAUUAAUAAGUUUAAUAUGGAAUGCUGAUGGAAAACCAAUCGAAGCUUUUAGUUCAAAUUUAAUCCUUCAACAUCUCUCAUAUAAAUUUCCCUUAUUAAGUGGUUUGAUUGCAUCAGUUGAUAUUAUUGGAAGUUUAUCGCUGAAACUGAUCGCAUCCUCAAAAAUGAAUUUGUGGAACAGAGAUGCGGAUCUUAUGAUUACCAUCGAACCAACUUUUUACUAUAAAUCAUCGAAUCCUUUUUUCUUUUUAUAA